AUCGAAUUUUAAUCAAAACGACGACAUUUUGAAUGGUAGCUUCAGUAGGAUCAUGGCAGCUUCCAUCUCUAAAGCCCUAACCAGAAAUCUUCUCCGGCGAAGUGGUGACACUACACGAGAAUUGCAACUUCGGUUCUGCUCCGCCGCCACGUCAGCUGCAGCCAUCUCUGCCCCUGAAACUCAACCGUCAGAGAAAAAUGGACCUUCAAGAUUGUCAAAGUUACUGCUUUUCGUACCUGGGGUUAUCACCUUUGGCCUUGGCACGUGGCAAAUCAUCAGAAGGCAAGAAAAGAUUGAAAUGCUUGAGUAUAGACAAAAUAGAUUGCGAAUGGAUCCUCUAAACUGCAAUGAGGUUUCCCCUUCUAGUGAAAAUGUGGAUGCUUUGGAGUUCCGCAGGGUACUUUGUAGUGGAGUGUUUGAUGAGAAAAGGUCCAUUUUUAUAGGGCCCCGCUCCAGAAGCAUUUCAGGAGUGACUGAAAAUGGCUAUUAUGUUAUUACUCCUCUCCUGCCUUUGGAAAAUGAUCCUAAGAGUGUGCAGUCACCAAUUCUUGUCAAUAGGGGAUGGGUCCCACGGAAUUGGAGAGACAAGUCUUUGGAAGUGGCUGGGGCUGAUGACCAGCCUUCAAGUAUUGCGCCCCCGUCUCAAGAGAGUGCAAAGAGCUCCUGGUGGAUGUUUGGAUCAAAAAAGAAGAAAGUAGAAGAGGAUCAAGUUCCAACUGUUAAGCCCACAGAAGUGAUUGGAGUUGUUAGAGGAAGUGAGAAGCCCAGUAUAUUUGUUCCAGCAAAUGAUCCCAGUUCGUUCCAGUGGUUCUACGUUGAUGUUCCAGCCAUUGCCCGUGCUUGUGGACUCCCUGAGAACACACUCUACAUUGAAGACAUCAAUGAUAAUGUCGACCCAAGCAAUCCCUAUCCACUUCCAAAGGAUACAAACACAUUGGUUCGAAGUUCUGUAAUGCCGCAACAGCAUCUUAACUAUACAUUGACAUGGUAUUCUCUAUCAGCUGCAGUAACUUUUAUGGCUUUUAAGAGGCUAAAGUCAAAGAAAAGCCGGAGAUAGUGAAUCGUUGAGCUGUUUCCUUUGAGUGUAUUUGGCAACGUUAGAGCAACUAGUCUGUGAGGGCAAUGCUGCUAUAGCAGAUUAGCUUCAUCACAUAGACCAUUUCUAAGGAAUGAAAAGCUGCUAUUUGGAUACUUUUACUCCUAAAUUCUACAGGCGAAAGCAAUCCAUUUUUAAAUGGUACAACCCAAUAAGUGCCCUUUUUGUAGUAUUCUCAGGUUUUGUUAGCUAACAUGUGCAUGCCAGAUAAAAAUUGUUUGAUAUUUGUUCUUUCAUAGCCCAAAGGCAUUUUCUCUGUCUCUGGAGGAGAGUUUUAUCUGAACUACAGAAGGAACUUCUGCUUAUGACAAUGUAUCUAACGUAAUGCACGUGAACCCUUCGCAUUUUUUA
Molecule: messenger RNA, 1447 nt
Organism: Nicotiana tabacum (common tobacco)
Lineage: Eukaryota; Viridiplantae; Streptophyta; Magnoliopsida; Solanales; Solanaceae
Product: surfeit locus protein 1-like
Cellular component (GO): membrane
Source: RefSeq, a predicted model, not a curated record